This is a messenger RNA of Cuscuta campestris, 633 nucleotides long. The record is from the annotation of a GenBank genome assembly. NCBI's taxonomy places the organism in Eukaryota, Viridiplantae, Streptophyta, Magnoliopsida, Solanales, Convolvulaceae.
AUUACAUUAUUCCAACAGUCAAGUGACACCAAGUGACAAUCCAUAUACUCAACUGAUCAGUUGCCAUUGGUGUUAUAAUUAGUCAUUUGCAUUCUUUGAGACCACCAAUUUCCUAAUUUCCCUCUACAUAUUUCAUUUGGAAUAAAAAAUGCCAGUUAAAAGAAUAUUUUUAAACCCUAAACAUGGCUAGGCCACUUUUUUAUAUACAUUGUUUCUCUUAUUUACAUACUCAUGUAUUUUUUUAAAUCCUACCAUGAAAGUUUUGACAAUCCAAAAGUGUUUGAUGAACUCUUGCUUUGCGAGACGUAUCCUUUCAAGGUUGAGAGAGACCCCCAGGAGGGAUGGUGCCCUGGAAUCGGUUGGAACAGGCUCUGGCGAGACAUCACUAAAAAAAUCGGUGGAAAACGUGGCAAGCAACUUUGAACAAUUCGUAAGUAGAACCUUGAGCGCACAAAUUGGACAACAAAAUCAUGGAACAUCCCUGGGAAGCCUUGCAAGUGAAACUAUAGACAACCUAAUGAAGUUCCUAGCGCAAAGUCUGCCAAGAACCUUGCAAUCACAAUAGAGGAUAUACCCAGCAGCAAAGCUAAGAUAAGUCUUGGCCCAAAUAUUGCCAUGUGAGACUGGAAAUAU